This is a messenger RNA of Anopheles funestus (African malaria mosquito), 4269 nucleotides long. RefSeq names its product Golgi apparatus protein 1 (gene Glg1). Gene Ontology annotation, cellular component: Golgi membrane. Bases 323 to 3667 code for a protein of 1114 amino acids. Lineage: Eukaryota; Metazoa; Arthropoda; Insecta; Diptera; Culicidae. The record is from RefSeq and is a predicted model, not a curated record. The transcript has 5 exons. Gene Ontology annotation, molecular function: fibroblast growth factor binding.
CAGAAGAACCUCAUCGCAAGAUACGAUAAGAAUAAAUAAAUACACGCAACUGACACGUCUGUGCAGCUUAAUCAUCUAUCCGAUUGUGGCCAACUUUCGUAACAGUAAACACUGUGAGCAAGUGUACAUGCCAUCCCCGGUGCAUAGAAUUCCAUAGACAUACUCCAUCACAGAAUUGCAGAUUGGUUAUGAUUAUGUUCAGAACAGCCAUCGUAAACCAUUGCCGGAGCUGGUAAUUACGCGUAAAAAAUACACGGUCGUGUCAAUUGGUCUGUUUGUAUCUCGUCACUUACCCUUGUGUAACAACGAUAGCUUGCCAGAGAUGCAGAAAGCAAUUAAAAUGUAUACGUUUACUACACUAACAAUUGUAUUGGCGGUGUUUAUUGCUACAAUUGCCAUACAAUGCCAAGCGGCGGGUGUGCCAGUGUCUGGACCGGUGAAGCUAAUCGAUCAGGAAGCGUGCUCUCAGCUUAAAACGCUCUGCACAAAGAGUGUGUUGGCCGCGGAAGAUAUCAAGGCACUGGAAUGCGUUCAGUCGCUGCACCCGGAACAGAUCGACAGCCUCGAACCGGAUUGUCAGCAUUUAAUCUGGCUGCAUACGACCGCGCUGAUGGACGAUGCCAACCUAAAACGCAUGAUUCAGAAAGGAUGUCCAAAGGACUUUCUGCAGUUCCCCUGCUCUCAAAGCCAGGAACCUGGGCAGUUUUUGUCUUGUAUUAUCGACCAUCGGAACGAUGCGAAAGGUAAUGGUUGCAUCAGUUACAUUAAACGUCUGGAAUGGGUUGCCUUCUCCGAUUACCGUUUUAUACAGCACUUUCUUACGCACUGUACGCGUGACGUUGAAGCGUUGGGUUGUGGGCGUGUUGCAGCUGGCAGCGAACGUGAAAAAAUGUCCCAGGGCGAAACUGUAGCCUGUUUGCAGAGCUCACUGGACAGUCUGAACGAGGAGUGCAAACGUGAGGUGUUGCACCUGUCCGAAGUCCAAUCGGAAGACUUUACGCUCGAUCGACAACUGGACGUUGCCUGUUCGAAUGAUGCGUUCCGUUUCUGCCAGUCCCUAUCACCUGGAUCUCCACAGUUGCUGAAAUGUCUUGUGAAACACCGAAACGAUCCGGAUAUGUCGAAAAACUGUCAGCAACAGCUGCUCCGCCGUGACCGACUCGUGGUACACGAUUACAAAGUAUCGCGAGGCCUUACAAGGGCCUGCAAGGAAGAUAUUAAAACGUACCGGUGCCGGCGAGGUGUGUCCGAUGAUAAAGACGUUAGGUUGGCACAGAUUUUAUUAUGUCUUGAAGCGGUACAAAAGAACAGCACCAAACUGAUGCCGGAGUGUGUGGCAGAAAUUAACGAUCAUCGUAGAAUGUUGCUGACGGAUUACAAACUGUCGCCCGAAAUUUUGACCGGGUGUGAAAAUGAUAUCGAAAAAUUUUGCAGCAAUUUGGACGCCGGAGGCAAAACGAUCCACUGUCUCAUGGAGCACGCACGGCUGAAGAAAAAAAAGGAACGUCGUGUCACCGACAUGUGUCUCCGUGCACUAGAAACACUUGUCAAGGUGACGGAUGUAGGUGAAGAUUGGCGCGUGGAUCCCGUACUGCGGAAGGCCUGCAAGCCCGUAGUGGAUGUGGCUUGUUCCGAUACCGAUGGAGGCGACGCGAGAGUAAUGUCUUGCCUGAUGGAGAAACUUGGCACAAACUACAUGAACGUGGAAUGUGAAUCGGCACUGCUGCAGAUACAAUACUUUGUGGCAAGAGACUUUAAAUUAGAUCCACAGCUUUACCGCAACUGUAAGGAGGAUGCUAUCCGGUUCUGUAAAGCGAAAAAGACAUGGGCCGAUCUCGACACGGCACAAAUGGAUCCGGAACGUGGUCCACUAAUAUUGCCUUGUCUGCAUCGGUACGCCUACCCGGAAAAGGAGGAAAUGCACCUUAAACCGGAAUGCCUGCAGGAGGUUAAACGUGUUAUGCGCCAACGAGCUAAAACCGUCGAUUUAAUACCGGAAGUGGAGGAUCAGUGUUUGGACGAUCUCGCAUACUUUUGCUUCGAUAAAACGGGCAAAGGGGAAGAGAUGCAGUGUUUACAGGAUAAUCUUGAGAAAUUACAGGAAGCAUGCAAAACGGCCGUUUCCCGGUACACGGAAGAGGAAGCAGCCCAUGUUGAGCUGAACCCGAUCAUUAUGUCGGUGUGUGCCGAUGCGAUGGAAAACCAUUGUGCGACUGUGCUGAAAACUGGUCGCGACGAGGGCGAAAUGAUGGAAUGUCUAAUUGGUGCGAAGAAUUUGCCUGACAUGCGCGAAGACGUCAAGUGCCGUGCGGCGGUCGAGCAUUUUCAAAUCAUCUCAUUGAAAAGCUUUCACUUUACGUACAAAUUUAAAGAAGCCUGUCGGUUGCAUGUGUCUCGGUUUUGCAGCAAAUGCACUACCAAGUACGAGGUGGUAACAUGCCUCAGCGAGGUAAUGCGCAACGAUACGAUCAAGGAAGCGAAACAUUCCAUCCCAAAAGAGUGUCGGCAACAGGUGCGAGCGCAGCUGUAUCAGCAACGUGAAAACAUCGACUUUGAUCCGAAGCUGAAAACCGCCUGCAAAGAAGACAUUGUGCGCCACUGCCCACAAAUACCGCACGGCUCGGGACAGGUGAAUACAAACAAUGUACUGGAAUGUUUGCAAACUCACCACGGUGAUCUGACGGAGGCGUGUCAUCAUCAGCUAUUUUCGAUUAAAAAGUCCGAACUAACGGACAGUGCGACCGACUAUACACUGCUCAACACCUGUAAAGGCAUGAUUCGACAGUACUGCCAUGAUACAGAACUCUCCAAAAUGCUGCACUGCUUAAAGCUACACAAGGAUGAAUCGUUGUUUGAUGACCGGUGCCAUCUGGUGGUGGUGAAUCGGAUGAUCGAGCAGAAUCUUGACUACCGAUUCAAUCCCGCAUUGCAGGCUGCAUGCUCGAAAAAUAUUGCAGAAUACUGCACGCCCAUCAUACGCAAUGCCAAGCAGAACGAGGAGCUGAAUGGGAAAGUGAUCGACUGUUUGAAGAUUCGUUUUCGAGAGGGUAAACUGUUGCCAGAGUGUGAGAAACAAAUGACGGAAGUGUUACACGAGCGAGCCUUGAAUUAUAAGCUCAAUCCCCUCCUCCAGAGCGUGUGUCACGAUGAAAUACAGGUACUGUGCAAGUCCGUGUCCGAGACCGACACGAACGAGGAUCAUGGAGUGGUCGAAGAGUGUCUGAAGCAAGCUUUCAUUGAUAAGAAAUUGAUAAAUCGGGCGUGCAAAGUGGAGGUGGCCGAGUUAAUUCAGGAAGGUAAAGCGGACAUUUACGCCGAUCCGCUGCUCCAGCGAGCUUGUUCGGUCGAUUUGCUAAAAUACUGCUCUCACAUCCAAAGUGGCAAUGGACGCUUAUUAAAAUGUUUAGAAGGGAUUCUGCAAGGUGAAAGCAAAGCACUGGAAGAUGAUUGCAAAAACAAGCUGCUAAUUCGAUUGGAAAUGUUCCAAAAUGCUGCCGCGUUUGUUCCACCAGCGGAAAGCUUCCAUCAACUGUACGACCAAGUGGUUGCAUCACCUUCAAAACAUUACUUUUUGAUCGUAUUGUGCAGCUUCAUCGGCAUCAUCUUUAUCAUCGGACUGCUGUGCGGUCGAGUUACGCAUCGUACCAUGGCACUGAAGAACAAGUAGUCGACUUGGCAGGAUGAUUGUUUCAGUUCCCAUUUCAAAUUAAUGACUGUGUUACUACUUAUGUGUUAAAGCGAGGAUGAACCAUCGUCAUAGGUAAUGAUAAAUUCAAACUUUGUGCAUCACGCUGAUGCAGGAUAGCAUUUCCCCGCUUUCCUUUUCUUAAGCUUGUUAGAAAAACAAGCGCAGUGCAGCUAUUGGCAAGGUAUAGACCCCGUUUUACUGCAAUUAACUUGUGCAAGUGAUGAAACUCUUUCUGCGGUCGAAUGCCCGGCAAUAGGUGGAAGCAAUCGUUGUAGCAGACUAAAUGUAUUAUAUUAGUUAGCAUAUUUGUAGAAGAUGCAGAGUUUUCGAUUGGUAGUGUCGCAGCGUAAAAAUGGGUGGAAGUAGGUAUAGAAGGAGUACACAUUAUAUAUAGCGUAAGAGAAAUUGUAUCAGAUAGCACGUUGUAGAAAAGCCUUUUUAUAUCUUAUACCUUUCGACAGUGAAGACGAGAACAGCUAAAUCCCGUUUUGAAAUAAGCAGACAUUUACUUCAGGCAAACAAGCGCGCACGUCUGUACUGUUGCAUGCAUUCGGAUGUGUCAAUAAAAUAGUCAACCCGAA